AUGAAAGCCGUAUGUUUUUCUCUCCUUCUCCUGCUGCUGGCAUGUAGCUUUGGUGAGUCUGCCCAUCAAGGUCUUCUUUAUAUUAUUUAAUUUCUAUAUUUGACAGGGACAAUGCCAAAUAAACACAUGUACCAGAUUAAAGCUUGAUUUCUUAUAUUCUUCUCUCCAUUCUUUAACCUCCAGUCUCUCAGUUUACACAAUGGAUAACCAGAUGCACUCCAAAACAACAGAGAUAAUACUGUUCUUCUGUUUUCUCCAGGAGAGGGCCUGAAAUGCAACCGUUGUGUAGGCAAAGGCUGCAGAAACACAGUGGAGACCUGCCGUAUUGACCAUGACACCUGCGGCACGGUCAUAUUCAAGCCCCCACUCCGUGCGUAUCUAUUAUCCUCUUCACUAGGCAGUAUACCCUGAGUUUCAUCUGUAUAUAUCCCUUCACUAGGCACUUUACUAUGUGUGUAACCCUAGGAUCAAUAACCAAUCGGUAAAACACCAAAUAUCGGAUCCUUUUGAUUGACAUCUAAGGAAAACAUUUGCUUGAGCCAAUCAAGAAAAUGUGCUGGUUUGUGUCUUCUGUAUCUGGUGUUUUACCCUAUGUCUCGCUUCUCUCUCUCCACAGCUAUCUCAUAUUUCAAGAGAUGCAUGAAGAUGUCAGAAUGCAGGUUGCUGGGAAGCAACAAGGACAUUGAUGCCUAUUGCUGCACCUCCAACCAAUGCAACUGAGAGACACAUCCUCUGUCUAACAUACUGUAUACCAUACAGUCCAUUCAUUGUACUAAGCUGAAUAUCAUGAAUCAAUGCAGAUGAUUGGAACUGUCAAGAAGUUACACAAAUAAAGUUGUACUUUUGCGUCUUUGUUCCAAACAGUUUGCAUUUAUUUAUUAUUUAUGUUUGACAUAAUUAACCUGUGAUUAGCCAGGUGAUGGCCUGGAACAUGAGCACUGCACUGAGAAAGUUUAGUUUAUACAGUAUAUGAUAAAUCAUAUACAAGUCAUAUACAGCACUAGUUUAUAGCCUCUAUGAUGUAUUACCCAGUACCAACACAUAAAAUAUAGACUCCAUUCAGCUGUUCUGUUGAGGGUUUGAUAUCUUAAAAUUAUUAUUACACACUCUGUCCCGAUGUGGAACAGAGCAGACCUGGGAUAACUAUAGUUUUAUCUCUGCGUUGCGGAAAGUAGCUAUUUUUUCCGGGGGAACAAACAACUAUUUUAAUACAGAUCCCCAAAAUGAAUACUUUUUUAAACUAUUUGAAUACAGCUCUCAUAAAUUGACAACUUUUCAAAACUAUUUGAAUACAGAUCUCAGAAAGUGACUACUUUUCUGAAACGAUUGGAUUGGCCUGCCUUCAAACUAAUGGCAGGGCUGUAUUUGGAAACUGUCACGCUCGUUCAUAGACGGGUCAGACCAAGGCGCAGCGUGAUAUGCAUACAUGUUUAUUUGAACCGAAUAAACAACGAACACGCGUGACGACCUCUCACUCUUCGCCUCCCUGUUGCGCCCCUGGUCUGGUCUAGACCUCGGCGCGUUGCUUCCCCUCUCCUUCCUCCCACUAUACUCCAAGCCCUGUCUGGACCCUGGUGUGGGAGACCCCGAACCUGGAGAGGGGCUGACGUCUGGGUCUGGACUGGAGCCGCUGACCGGAGCUGGACCGGGCACCGGUGGAGCGGACUGCUCAGGCUCCGGACUGGCUUGGUGCGAGGAACAGGAACAGGCCGGGCCGGGUUGGCGACGCGCACCACUGGCUUGGUGCGAGGGGCAGGAACAGGCCGGGCCGGGCUGGCGACGCGCACCACUGGCUUGGUGCGAGGGGCAGGAACAGGCCGGGCCGGGCUGGCGACGCGCACCACUGGCUUGGUGCGAGGGGCAGGAACAGGCCGGGCCGGGCUGGCGACGCGCACCACUGGCUUCGUGCGAGGGGCAGGAACAGGCCGGGCCGGGCUGGCGACGCGCACCACUGGCUUGGUGCGAGGGGCAGGAACAGGCCGGGCCGGGCUGGCGACGCGCACCACUGGCUUGGUGCGAGGGGCAGGAACAGGCCGGGCCGGGCUGGCGACGCGCACCACUGGCUUGGUGCGAGGGAAGGAACAGGCCGGGCCGGGCUGGCGAAGCGCACCACUAUCUUGGUGCGAGGGGCAGGAACAGGCCGGACCGGGCUGGCGAAGCGCACCACUAGCUUAGUGCGGGGAGUGUCGUAGAAAUAUUUGACAAAAAAAUAGUCAACUCAAAAAUAUCUCUCAAGAGACUGGAGCUUGUGAAUCCAGAAAUUAGACUUUAUUAUUGCGUAACAAAGCCGAGCCACUCCAUGGAACGGCUGUCUCUCUUUGGCUUAGAGAUCUCUUAUAUACACACACAAAUGCACAGUCAUGUUUACAUAGCUUACAAAGCUACUCCCGUUAAGAUCACUGAUUAACAUCUUUAACUGCCACGCCACUAUUAUCUUUGAAAGUCCAAUAACACAUGUUGUUUACUCCAAAAGGCCAUGGGCGCUUUUGCCUCUUUCCCUUAUCUCAUUAUAUUGGUGGCAUGGCUCAGACACUUUUUAAAAAUAAAAUACAUACAUUCAUCAAAGCAUGUUUACACAUUGUAUUGACUAUAUUCCUUAUUUAGACAUGCAUCUGGACUUAUAAAAUGUCAAUCAUGUUUACUAUAUUUUAUCUUUGACAUUUCCCAACAUUUUCCUUAAUGAUACAUAAAACAUUACCAUAGGAGCAGGAACGGGCCGGACCGGACUGGCGACACGCACCACUUGCUUGGUGCGAGGAGCGGGACUGGGUUCCUUUAUUAACCCCCGCUCCUUCUGCUGCCUAACCAGCUCCUCUCGCCGUGCCUCUACACUUUCCUUCUCCAUUUUAGCCUCCUGUAGCCUCGUCAUCCACCCCGUGUACCCCCCCCAACAUUUUCUUGGGGUUGCCUCUCGGGUCUCCGUCGUCGGCACGGUUGGCACCGUUUCUCCUCUCCUGCUAAAGAAGUCCAAGGUACACAAACAACAUAACUCACACAGAACAGAUCCCACAACCCACUAGUGCCAAUAGGCUGCCAAAGUAUGGUCCCCCAAUCAGAGACAACGAGCGACAGCUGCCUCGGAUGGGAACCACACCGGCCAACAUAGAUCUAUACCUACUAGAUCUAAACAUAGAAAAUACAACAUAGAAAAUCACAACAAGGAAUAUACACACCCUGACUCAACAUAUAAGCGUCCUCUGAGUCAGGGCGUGACAGGAACUUUUGUUUCUGAUUUCAACAUAUGUCUAAAUGUCAUAAUAAGAACUUGUUUACAUAUGAUAUGAAUGAUUAAUCAUCAAUACCACCUCUUACAUAAACUAUGUACACCAGUCAGUUGUUCUGUUGAAGUUUGAUAUUUCAAAAUUCUCUUAACACCCUGUCCCAAUGUGGAAUGUCCCAGCGUGGAACACGACACUGCAAACCUUUGUGUCUUGUGAAAUCUGUUCAUUUACAGAGACAUAGGGAACUACUUGUGCUAAACCUGAGUAAAUACAUUUCCAAAUAUCUCACACAAAGGACUCAUAGAUAGCAGGUUUAUUAGCAUAUUAUGCUGUAUAAAAGUAGAGGGAAGUAAAGGGAGCUCAACACACCUACAGGAAAUACAAGCAGGUAAGCAACUACUCCACAAUCUAUAGCUCCUAAUAACUUUGCCUCAUGAUAUUGUGCUACUGGGGUUGUGAAAUGGUUGGUUUCAGAAUGUUCCUGCACAUUUAAAAUGAAUCAGACUAACAUGGACCUACAUGUUGCAAUUGUUGAACAUGGCAUAAUCCCACCACAUAGAGGGAGUCUUUGGUGAAUCCUUUUUCUAUUGUUGGAACGAUAGAUCAAAACACUCCCGAAGAAAGACAGAGGAAAGAUGAAAGCCGUAUGUUUUUCUCUCCUUCUCCUGCUGGCAUGUAGCUUUGGUGAGUCUGCCCAUCAAGGUCUUCUUUAUAUUAUUUAAUUUCAAUAUUUGACAGGGACAAUGCCAAAUAAACACAUGUACCAGAUUAAAGCUUCAUUUCUUAUAUUCUUAUCUCCAUUCUUUAAUCUCCAGUCUCUCAGUUUACACAAUGGAUAACCAGAUGCACUCCAAAACAACAGAGAUAAUACUCUUCUUCUGUUUUCUCCAGGAGAGGGCCUGAAAUGCAACCGUUGUAUUGGCAAAGGCUGCAGAAACACAGUGGAGACCUGCCGUAUUGACCAUGACACCUGCGGCACGGUCAUAUUCAAGCCCCCACUCCGUGCGUAUCUAUUAUCCUCUUCACUAGGCAGUAUACCCUGAGUUUCAUCUGUAUAUAUCCCUUCACUAGGCACUUUACUAUGUGUGUAACCCUAGGAUCAAUAACCAAUCGGUAAAACACCAAAAUAUCGGAUCCUUUUGAUUGACAUCUAAGGAAAACAUUUGCUUGAGCCAAUCAAGAAAAUGUGCUGGUUUGUGUCUUCUGUAUCUGGUGUUUUACCCUAUGUCUCGUUUCUCUCUCUCCACAGCUAUCUCAUAUUUCAAGAGAUGCAUGAAGAUGUCAGAAUGCAGGUUGCUGGGAAGCAACAAGGACAUUGAUGCCUAUUGCUGCACCUCCAACCAAUGCAACUGAGAGACACAUCCUCUGUCUAACAUACUGUAUACUAUACAGUCCAUUCAUUGUACUAAGCUGAAUAUCACUAAUCAAUCCACAUGACUGAAACUGUCAAGAAGUUACACAAAUAAAGUUGUAUGUUUGCGUCUUUGUUCCAAACAGUUUGCAUUUAUUUAUUAUUUAUGUUUGACAUAAUUAACCUGUGAUUAGCCAGGUGAUGGCCUGGAACAUGAGCACUGCACUGAGAAAGUUUAGUUUAUACAGUAUAUGAUAAAUCAUAUACAAGUCAUAUACAGCACUAGUUUAUAGCCUCUAUGAUGUAUUACCCAGUACCAACACAUAAAAUAUAGACUCCAUUCAGCUGUUCUGUUGAGGGUUUGAUAUCUUAAAAUUAUUAUUACACACUCUGUCCCGAUGUGGAACAGAGCAGACCUGGGAUAACUAUAGUUUUAUCUCUGCGUUGCGGAAAGUAGCUAUUUUUUCCGGGGGAACAAACAACUAUUUUAAUACAGAUCCCCAAAAUGAAUACUUUUUUAAACUAUUUGAAUACAGCUCUCAUAAAUUGACAACUUUUCAAAACUAUUUGAAUACAGAUCUCAGAAAGUGACUACUUUUCUGAAACGAUUGGAUUGGCUGCCUUCAACUAAUGGCAGGGCUGUAUUUGGAACUGUCACGCUCGUUCAUAGACGGGUCAGACCAAGGCGCAGCGUGAUAUGCAUACAUGUUUAUUUGAACCGAAUAAACAACGACAAAACGUGAAGUCCAAGGUACACAAACAACAUAACUCACACAGAACAAGAUCCCACAACCCACUAGUGCCAAUAGGCUGCCAAAGUAUGGUCCCCAAUCAGAGACAACGAGCGACAGCUGCCUCUGAUUGGGAACCACACCGGCCAACAUAGAUCUAUACCUACUAGAUCUAAACAUAGAAAAUACAACAUAGAAAAUCACAACAAGGAAUAUACACACCCUGACUCAACAUAUAAGCGUCCUCUGAGUCAGGGCGUGACAGGAACUUUUGUUUCUGAUUUCAACAUAUGUCUAAAUGUCAUAAUAAGAACUUGUUUACAUAUGAUAUGAAUGAUUCAUCAUCAAUACCACCUUUUACAUAAACUAUGCACUCCAGUCAGUUGUUUUGUUGAGGUUCGAUAUUUCAAAAGGUUCUUUACACCCUGUCCCAAUGUGGAAUGUCCCAAUGUGGAACCCAGUUACUGUUUUGUGGCACGCCCUGUUUCAGCAAAAAUGUUGGGAAAACCGGGAACUUCCAUUGAUUUUGAGAUACAUUUUUAUUAUUGCUGCAGAACCAUAUUCCAAGUUUGAAUUUCAAUUUUUACAACAAAUUACAUUUUCAUCAUAAAUCCCACACAGCUGUGAGUAGCUAGGCCUACCUUUAGAGUAUGGAUAGCUCUAGAACGGCUCAUAAUAAUGUCCGGAACGGAGUUAAUGGAAUGGCAUUAAAUAUCUGGAAACCAUGUUUGAUGUAUUUGAUACCAUUCCACAAAUUCCGCUCCAGUCAUUACCACGAGCCCGUUCUCCCUAAUGAAGGUGCCACCAACCUCCUGUGAUGUAUAGAGUAGGCUAGGGGAACUACUUGUGCUAAAGCUGAGUAAAUAUAGCCAAUAUCUCACACAAGUUACUCAUAGAUAGCACCUUUAUUUGCAUAUUAUACUGUAUAAAAGGAGAAGAAGAAAGAGGGGAAAGUGAAGUAAACAGCAGCUCAACACACAUCUAAAGGAAAUACAACCAGGUGAUCAACUACUCCACAAUCUAUAGCUCCUAAUAACGUUGUCUCAUGAUAUUGUGCUACUGGGGUUGUGAAAUGGUUGGUUUCAGAAUGUUUCUGCACAUUUAAAAUAAAUCAGAGGUAGACCUACAGUUUGUAGACCUUCAGUACAUGUUGUAAUUGUGGAACAUAGCAUAAUCCCACCAUAUAAAGGGAGUCUUUGAUGAAUCCUUAUUUUCUGUUGUUGGAAUGACAGAUCUAAAGACUCCUGAAGAAAGAAAGAGGAAAGAUGAAAGCUGUAUGUUUUUCUCUCCUUCUCCUGCUGCUGGCAUGUAGCUUUGGUGAGUCUGCCCAACAAGGUCUUAUUUUAGCAUAUCAAAUAAAGUAAAAUGUUAUUGGUCACAUACACAUAUUUAGCAGAUGUUAUUGCAGGUGUAGCGAAAUGUUUGUUUUUCCUAGCUCCAACAGUGCAGUAGUAUCUAAAAAUUCACAACAAUACACACAAAUCUAAAAGUAAAAGAAUGGAAUUAAGAAAUAUAUAAAUAUUAGGAUGAGCAAUGUCGGAGUGGCAUUGACCAAAAUACAGUAGGAUACAGUAUACACAUAUGAAAUGAGUAAAACAGUAUGUAAACAUUAUUAAAGUGACUAGUGUUCCAUUAUUAAAGUGACCAGUGAUUCCAUGUCUACAGUGCCUUGCAAAACUAUUCAUCCCCCUUGGCAUUUUUCCUAUUUUGUUGCAUUACAACCUGUAACUUAAAUGGAUUUUUAUUUGGAUUUCAUGUACUGGACAUACACAAAAUAGUCCAAAUUGGUGAAGUGAAAUUAAAAAAAUAACUUGUUUCUAAAAAAUAAAUAACGGAAAAGUGGUGCAUGCAUAUGUAUUCACCCCUUUUGCUAUGAAGCCCCUAAAUAAGAUCUGGUGCAACCAAUUACCUUCAGAAGUCUCAUAAUUAGUAAAAUAAAGUCCACCUGUGUGCAAUCUAAGUGUCACAUGAUCUCAGUAUAUAUACACCUGUUCUGAAAGGCCCCAUAGUCUGCAACACUACUAAGCAAGCGGCACCACCAAGCAAGCGGCACCAUGAAGACCAAGGAGCUCUCCAAACCGGUCAGGGACAAAGUUGUGGAGAAGUACAGAUCAGGGUUGGGUUAUAAAAAAAUAUCCGAAACUUUGAACAUCCCACGGAGCACCAUUAAAUCCAUUAUUAAAAAAAUUGAAAGAAUAUGGCACCACAACAAACCUGCCAAGAGAGGGCCGGCACCAAAACUCACGGACUAGGCAAGGAGGGCAUUAAUCAGAGGCAACAAAGAGACCAAAGAUAACCCUGAAAGAGCUGCAUUACCACUACUAUAAUGUAUUUCAAAACCAUACAUACUUUAAAACAAGCUAGCAAACACACCAUAUUUUCUUCAGGAUAUGUAAUUUUCAGUGAUCCCUGUUAGCCUAAAGAGUUUAUUUACUAGAUAGAACUACAGCGAGCUAUCAGUAGGUCUGAAUACAAACCUAUUCUACGACCACAAAAAUAAUUUCAAAGAGCUGUCAUCACUAGAGGCACCAUCAUAUUUCUCUCUCCAAAUUAUAGCUUAAAACUUUCUAAUCAUUAUAUAAUCAAUCAACUAAAAUCAAACUUAAUUCACAGUGAAAGUUUUACAAAUGUAAAUCGUGCAUCUAUUUAUCUGAAACCCACAGCAUGAAUGAUUCAGGUUGCUUUACUUUCCUAAGUGUUGAUGAUGAUCCUGCUUUUUAUCCCCAUCUUCUGACAGAAGAUCACUUUGUCUUUGUUCUUUUAGUUUUCACACGCAACAACUGUAGUUUAGACAUGUUUGUGAUUUAGCUGCCCAACAAUCUAAAGUCAUUUGGUUGAUAUAGUAGUCUAUCAAAGUAAUCAAACCAAUAAUUUUACUACAGUGCCUUCAGAAAGUAUUCAUAUCCCUUGACUUAUUCCACAUUUUGUUGUGUUACUGCCAAAAUAUUAUUUUUUUCUCACCCAUCUACACACAAUACACCAUAAUGACAAAGUGAAAACAUAUUUUUAGAAAAUAACACAUGUAUUGAGAAUGAAUACAGAAAUAUCUCAUUGACAUAAGUAUUCAAACCGCUGAGUCAAUACAUGUUAGAAUCAUCUUUGGCAGCGAUUACGGCUGUGAGUCUUUCUGGGUAAGUCUCUAAGAGCUUUGGACACCUGGACUGUACAAUAUUUGCACAUUAUUCUUUGAAAAAAUCUUCAAGCUCUGUCAGGUUGGUUGUUGAUCAUUGCUAGACAGCCAUUUUCAAGUCUUGCCAUACAUUUUUAAGCCAAUUUAAGGCCUUUAACUAGGCCACUCAGGAACAUUCAAUGUUGUCUUGGUAAGCAACUCCAGUGUAUAUUUGGCCUUGUAUUUUAGUUUAUUGUCCUGCUGAAAGGUGAAUUUGUCUCCCAGGGUCUGUUGGAAAGCAAACUGAACCAGGGUUUCCUCUAGGAUUUUGCCUGUGCUUAGCUCUAUUCCGUUUAUUUUUACGCUUAAAAACUCCUCAGUCCUUGCCGAAGACAAGCAUACCUAUAACAUGAUGCAUCCACCACCAUGCUUGAAAAUAUAAAGAGUGGUACUCAGUGAUGUGUUGUGUUGGAUUUGCCCCAAACAUAAUGCUUUGUAUUCAGGACAUAAAGUUAAUUUCUUUGCCACAUUUUUUGCUGUUUUAAUUUAGUGCCUUAUUGCAAACAGGAUGCAUGUUUUGGAAUAUUUUUAUUCUGUACAGGCUUCUAUCUUUUCACUGUUAAUUGUUGUGUUACUGUCACGAUCGUUAUAAUUAGCAGACCAAGGCGCAGCGUGAUAGGCGUACAUCUUUUAAUUAGUACUUUCCACCAACAACAAAACGAUACGUGAAGUCAAAAGGUUCACCAACACAAACCUAUACAGAACAAGAUCCCACAAAUCACAGGUGCCAACAGGCUGCCUAAGUAUGGUUCCCAAUCAGAGACAACAAGCAACAGCUGCCUCUGAUUGGGAACCACCCUGGCCAACAUAGAAACACAUGAACUAGAACAUGAACAUAGAACAAACAACAUAGACACUACACACCCUGGCUCAACUUUCAAGAGUCCCCAGAGCCAGGGCGUGACAGUACCCCCCCCCCCCCCCCCCCCCCCCCCAAAGGCGCGGACUGCGACCGCGCCAACCAAACACAAGAGGGUAGGGGCCGGGUGGGCAUUCCGCCUUGGAGGCGGAUCCGGCUCCGGGCGUGACCACCACUCUCUCUCUACCCCCCCGUAGCGCCCCUGGUCUGGUCUGGUCUGGCCCCACUGGCCGGAGCUGGACUGGACAUCGGUGGAGCGGAUUGCUCUGGCUCCGGUGUGGAGCAGCUGACCGGUGCCGGACCAGGCAACGGUGGAACAAGCACGGACCGUGCCGGACUGACGACGCGCACCACUGGCUUGGUGCGGGGAGCAGGAACGGGCCGGACCGGGCUGACGACGCGCACCAUUGGCUUGGUGCGGGGAGCAGGAACAGGCCGGACCGGGCUGGCGAUGCGCACCAUUGGCUUGGUGCGGGGAGCAGGAACGGGCCGGACCGGGCUGACGACGCGCACCAUUGGCUUGGUGCAGGGAGCAGGAACAGGCCGGACCGGGCUGGCGACCCGCACCAUUGGCUUAGUGCGGGGGGCAGGAACGGGUCGGGCCGUACUGGGAACAAGCACCACUAACUUAGUGCGGGGAGCAGGAACGGGCCGGACUGGGAACACGCACCACUAACUUAGUGCGGGGAGCAGUAAAGGGUUGGGCCGUACUGGGAACACGCACCACUGGCCUUGUGCGGGAAGCAGGAACGGGUCGGGCCGUACAGGGAACACGCACCACUUUCUUAGUGCGGGGAUCAGGAACGGGCCGGACCGGACUGGUGACACACACCACUUGCUUGGUGCGAGGAGCGGGACUGGGUUUCCUCAUAAACCUCAGCUCCCUCUGCUGCCUAACCAGUUCCUCUCACCGUGCCUCUACACUCUCCUUCUCCCUUAUCGCCUCCAGUAGCUCCUCCCUCUGACCAACUAACUCCUGCUCCCUCAUGACCAAUAGCCCCCGUAACCUGGUGGCCUCCUCUCCUAAUCUGCCGAUACGUCCUGUAGCUGCCUCCAGCAUCCCCGUCGUCCAUGCCGUGUGCCCCCCAAAUUUUUUUUAUUGGGGUUGCCUCUCGCCUGUCCGACGACGGCACGGUUGGCGCCGUACCUCCUCUCUCGCCAGGGCUUUAACUUUUGCCCAUGGCCCUUUGCCCGCGAACAUGUCCUCCCAAGACCACCAUUCGCCCACCUGGGACAUCGCCAACUUCUCCAGUUCCUUUCCCGGUGUUUGCUCCUGAACACGCUGCUUGGUCCUGUUUUGGUGGGAUCUUCUGUCACGAUCGUUAUAAUUAGGGGACCAAGGCGCAGCGUGAUAGGCGUACAUCUUUUAAUUAGUACUUUCCACCAACAACAAAACAACAAAACGAUACGUGAAGUCAAAAGGUUCACCAACACAAACCCAUACAGAACAAGAUCCCACAAAUAGCAGGUGCCAACAGGCUGCCUAAGUAUGGUUCCCAAUCAGAGACAACAAGCAACAGCUGCCUCUGAUUGGGAACCACCCCGGCCAACAUAGAAACACAUGAACUAGAACAUGAAAAUAGAACAAACAAGAUAGACACUACACACCCUGGCUCAACUUUCAAGAGUCCCCAGAGCCAGGGCGUGACAGUUAGUCAUUGGACUCCCACCAAUUAAACUUAAUGUACAAUUACGAUCUAGAUUAAUUUAUUUAUUUGACAGGGACAAUGCCAAAUAAACACAUGUACCAGAUUAAAGCUAGAUUGGUUAUUCUCCAUUCUCUCAUUUUUCAAUGAAUAACCAGAUUCACUCCAAUACAACAGAGAUGAAGCUGUUCUUCUGUUUUUCCAGGAGAGGGCCUGAGAUGCAACCGUUGUAUUGGCAUUGGCUGCAGUAACACAGUGGAGACCUGCCGUAUUGACCAUGACACCUGCGGCACGGUCAUAUUCAAGCGCCCACUCCGUGCGUAUCUAUUAUCCUCUUCACUAGGCAGUAUACCCUGUUUCAUCUGUAUAUAUCCCUUCACUAGGCACUUUACUAUGUGUGUUACCCUAGGAUCAAUAACCAAUCGGUAAAACACCAAAUAUCGGAUCCUUUUGAUUGACAUCUAAUGAAAAUAUUUGCUUGAGCCAAUCAAGAAAAUGUGCUGGUUUGUGUCUUCUGUAUCUGGUGUUUUACCUUAUGUCUCGCUUCUCUCUCUCCACAGCUAUCUCAUAUUUCAAGAGAUGCAUGAAGAUGUCAGAAUGCAUGUUGCUGGGAAGCAACAAGGACAUUGAUGCCUAUUGCUGCACCUCCAACCAAUGCAACUGA
Messenger RNA from Coregonus sp. 'balchen', 11641 nucleotides. Lineage: Eukaryota; Metazoa; Chordata; Actinopteri; Salmoniformes; Salmonidae. The record is from the annotation of a GenBank genome assembly.